Messenger RNA from Chanos chanos (milkfish), 2095 nucleotides. RefSeq names its product atos homolog b (gene atosb). The record is from RefSeq and is a predicted model, not a curated record. The transcript has 7 exons. Lineage: Eukaryota; Metazoa; Chordata; Actinopteri; Gonorynchiformes; Chanidae. Bases 1 to 1854 code for a protein of 617 amino acids.
AUGCGUCAUAUUCACGUGGAACUGGCUCGUAAAGACUCACCCGUAGAGCUCCAGGCUCAUGAUGGGGACCUGCCACCACCAAGUACCCCAGCUGAGGGCCCCGAUUCUGGGGUACGCAGGGGACUGCCCAGGCCGUUCGAUGAAGAGGAGAUCCGCCAGCAAAAAGUCUACCAGCUCUCCAUUUUCUCCCAGAGGGGGGGUUUUGCGGACACUCCCGAGGUGUCCCGUCCGGUCCGGGUCGGCGUCAAGAGAGGUUCGGAGGAACCCCUGAGCCCGGCCCACCCAAAACGUCUCCACGACGUGACGACGGAGAGCGACGACGAAUCGGAUGGUGAGGUCCUGUGCGGGGCGGGGCCUCCUGGUCCCCGCUUUGAGCGCUGGGAUUCCGAAAUCCAAACGCCCAGGUCGCCGCCAUCCCAGCCGCCGCUCUCUCCUUCUCACACACCUGUUCCCGGCCGACGGCCGGCGCAGCACAAUCACGACAGGCCGCUCCCCGACGCCUGGUCUCCUCUGUCGCCCAAGUCACCCCCGAUGGUGGAUCCCCAAACCCCACAUUCACAGUGGGGCGUUUCCGAACCUGACCCUGUGUCCUCCAUACCCCUAUCAGAGCCUCCGACGGCAGGAGAUGCUCCAGCCUGCUCCCUGGAAGGGAUUGGAAGUAGGGAUGGAAGCAGCACCAUGGACCUGGGAACUUCUUGCACGUCUGGUGGCCUCACGCCGCCUUUCAGGGGGCUCCAGGGGCCCAAGGAGGUCCUAGAAUGGACGAGGACGCUGGAAUCUUCACCGCCGGAGUGGAAAACAGCACCGCAGUUCUCUUGUUCCUCCUCUUCCUCCUCCUCGAACGGACUGAGCUCCUCAGAGAAAACUCCCGGGGAACCUUGGGCCCAGAUGAAUGGGUCUCCGUCCGUCUCCUGCCCAGCGAAAAAGAAGCUACUCUCUUCCAGCGACACCGGCGAGUCCUGCUCGGAGGACGAAGGCCCAUCAACCUCCAAAAGGAGCCGGCUGGCACUGCUGGCCCCAGGGCUGGGUCUAACCUCCUGCCGAAGCACCGAUGCUAAGGGUGCCCCCUUCUGGAACCACCUGCUACCUGCAGCCAGGGAGCACAAUAAGGGUUCUUCAGACUGUUCUCGUACAGGGAGGAGGCUUAAGUCUGGAAUCAGGCUAAAAUCACGGCAGUUGCGGAGCGGGCGACGAACAGAGAGUGUGCGGUCGACUCGGUCUGGCUGGCAGUUAGCCUCCAUCAGUAGACCCCUUCUAGGGAAUUUUGAGGAGUCCAUUCUGAAGGGCUGUUUCUCACCGUCUGGACGGAUCGAGGGCUUUACAGCUGAGAUUGGUGCCAGCGGCUCCUACUGCCCACAGCACGCCACCUUACCUGUCCAGGUGACCUACUACGACAUCUCAGAGCACAGCGCUCCCUCCCCCUUCCUGGGUGUAAUUUCCCUGGAGCCCCUGGGGAAGAAAGGAUACAGUGUACCCAAAGCAGGGACCAUCCAAGUGACCUUAUUCAACCCUAAUAAAACUGUGGUGAAGAUGUUUCUGGUGACGUACAAUUUCGAAGACAUGCCCGUCAAUCAUAUGUCCUUCCUGCGCCAUCGGAUUUUCCUGGUUCCUGUGGAGAAAGAGGAGGGAGAGACGCCCGACAGCACAGCUACAGACAGGAAGAAAAUCCUUUGCUACCUGAUACAUCUCAGAUUCCAGAGUUCCAAAUCUGGGAAAAUCUACUUGCACAACGAUAUCCGGCUGCUAUUCUCCCGUAAAUCCAUCGAGGUGGAUACGGGGAUCCCAUAUGAGCUUAAAUCCUUCACCGAGGUGCCAAGAAACCCCAAAUACUCCCCCCGCGUGGGACUUCACUGAACGCCGCCCCUGAGAGAGGAGGGAAACAUGCAAAGAGACUGUUUAAAAAAAAACAAAAAAACCACAAAACAGACAGACAAAAUGACAGGAUGAAAGGACGAGAGAGACUACAUACACACUGAUCAGGCACACACACACACAGACAGACACAAACACAAACAGAAACAUACACACACAUACACUCAUGGAGAGACUCUUUGGGUUUAGUGUUAACAUGCAUGCCUUGUGAUUUAAAAUAACA